AUGACGGAGGCAGCAGGGCUGGUGCCCAAGCGCAUCCUGGUGACGGGUGGCACCGGCUUGGUGGGGAGAGCCAUCGAGAAGGUGGUGGCUGAUGGAGAGGGACGGCCGGACGAGGAGUGGAUCUUCGUGUCCUCCAGAGAUGCCGACUUGACGUGAGUUGACUGCGUGGGUUUUCGCUUGGAACCGCAGAGACCCCUGUUUGAGCAGCACAAGCCCACCCAUGUCAUCCACCUGGCCGCCAUGGUCGGGGGCCUCUUCAAAAACAUUCGCUACAACCUGGAUUUUUGGAGGAGAAACAUCCAUAUCAACGACAACGUCCUGCACUCAGCAUACGAGACGGGGGUGCAGAAGGUGGUCUCCUGCCUCUCCACCUGCAUAUUCCCAGACAAG
Molecule: messenger RNA, 390 nt
Organism: Pygoscelis adeliae (Adelie penguin)
Lineage: Eukaryota; Metazoa; Chordata; Aves; Sphenisciformes; Spheniscidae
Product: GDP-L-fucose synthase-like
Exons: 2
Molecular function (GO): GDP-L-fucose synthase activity
Source: RefSeq, a predicted model, not a curated record